Molecule: messenger RNA, 1054 nt
Organism: Carcharodon carcharias (great white shark)
Lineage: Eukaryota; Metazoa; Chordata; Chondrichthyes; Lamniformes; Lamnidae
Product: rho-related GTP-binding protein RhoG
Exons: 2
Coding region: 120-695 (191 amino acids)
Biological process (GO): regulation of cell shape; regulation of actin cytoskeleton organization; establishment or maintenance of cell polarity
Cellular component (GO): cytoskeleton; cell cortex; plasma membrane
Molecular function (GO): GTPase activity; protein kinase binding; GTP binding
Source: RefSeq, a predicted model, not a curated record
GUAACGGAACUUCCUCUGAAGCGGGGCGGUCACUUCCUCGAAUCUGUAACCGGAGUGAGAGGCGAGCGGAGGAGAUGCGAGGUUGCUGACAGUGAGAAGCUGAUAACUGUGGCCCAGGGAUGCAGAGCAUUAAGUGUGUUGUGGUGGGAGAUGGGGCAGUUGGAAAGACCUGCCUAUUGAUCUGUUACACCACCAAUGCCUUUCCCAAAGAAUACAUCCCGACCGUCUUCGACAACUACAGCGCGCAGAUCACGGUGGACUGUCGGACAGUUAGUCUGAACCUUUGGGACACUGCGGGUCAGGAGGAGUACGACAGACUCAGGACUUUGUCCUACCCCCAAACCAAUGUCUUCAUCAUCUGCUUCUCCAUAGCCAGCCCCCCCUCGUACGAGAAUGUCCGUCACAAGUGGCACCCCGAGGUGACCCACCACUGCCCGGACGUGCCCAUGCUCCUGGUGGGCACCAAGAAGGACCUGCGGAGCGACCCAGAAACCAUCAAAAAGCUGAAGGAGCAGAGCCUGGCACCCAUCACACAGCAUCAGGGGAACGGGCUGGCCAAGCAGAUCCAGGCCGUGAAGUACAUGGAGUGCUCGGCACUCAACCAGGAAGGAAUUAAAGAGGUGUUCGCUGAGGCAGUGAGAGCUGUCAUUAACCCAGCCCCAGUGAAAAGCAGAAAGUCCUGCGUACUCUUGUGAGGAAGGCUCCCCGUUUUGCACUCCCCUGCCCACCCUCUUCCCCCAACACCCCCCCACCCCCCCACCACUUCGAUCUGUAGCACAGUCCGGGCAUUGCGAUCUCGGUCCCAUCUCCAGUUUGUGAUUCUGGAAAGUCACCAACGCUUCUUCCAACUUGAGGAGGAUCAGUCAGAUUGAUGUCAACAGUUGGACUGGUUCCCAUUUUUCCGCUUCCUCGCCUUUCCUCCCUCCUCGCCCUCCCUCCCUCAAACAUCCAGGAAACACCCUCUCCAAAAAAAAAAAAUAACGGCUGAGUAUUUUGCGAUGAGUUUGGGAGUGUGGGGAGGGGUACUUAUUGCAGUCCUUGGCAGGAAAACUAG